Molecule: messenger RNA, 2108 nt
Organism: Protopterus annectens (West African lungfish)
Lineage: Eukaryota; Metazoa; Chordata; Ceratodontiformes; Protopteridae
Gene: HPCAL1
Product: hippocalcin like 1
Exons: 6
Coding region: 454-1035 (193 amino acids)
Molecular function (GO): calcium ion binding
Source: RefSeq, a predicted model, not a curated record
ACUAAAAUGGGAAGAGCUGAGUGUGGAUAUUGGACGUUUUAAAGAAUGGUAAUUCUUGUUAAUGGUAAAGGGAAGAUACGAUUAGUUCGAAUUUUGAGUUAUUUUAAAUGUUAAGUUUAAGUCAGUUUUUUUGUUUAGCCACGGGGCUGUUGGAUUAUAAAGUUUCUUCUUCUUCUCGGUGUGUUUGUUUUGGAGGCGUGAGGUACUUUAAAAGGGAAGAAAACACUCUGGUUGUGCAGAAAGACAGCUUGAGCAGCACCCCAACCCUCUGUGUCUGACAGCUAAGAGCUUUGACAUCUUUUUUGACUGCUGAUCUACCGUGCAUCUCACUGGAGGAGUCAGCUAAAAGGGCAGUUUGAGAACUGGUAACUAUGGUUCCAGAAAUUAGAUUUUUUCCUGACUAUGAGAGGAAUAGAUGAAACGUCUAAGAAGAUCUAAUCCUAGGGUAAGAGGAUGGGGAAGCAGAACAGCAAGCUUCGUCCUGAGGUGAUCAAUGACCUUCGUGAGCACACAGAAUUCUCUGAACAUGAACUCCAAGAGUGGUAUAAAGGUUUUCUGAAAGACUGCCCUACAGGGCAUUUAACUGUUGACGAAUUUAAGAAGAUAUAUGCAAAUUUCUUUCCUUAUGGUGAUGCUUCAAAAUUUGCAGAACAUGUUUUUCGUACAUUUGAUACCAAUGGAGAUGGGACUAUUGACUUCCGGGAAUUUAUAAUUGCUCUGAGUGUAACUUCUCGAGGGAAGCUUGAACAGAAGCUACAGUGGGCUUUUAGUAUGUAUGAUCUCGAUGGAAAUGGUUAUAUCAGCCGUGCUGAAAUGCUUGAAAUUGUACAGGCAAUAUACAAGAUGGUGUCAUCUGUGAUGAAAAUGCCAGAAGACGAAUCUACUCCAGAAAAACGAACAGAUAAGAUCUUCAGGCAGAUGGACACAAACAAUGACGGCAAACUCUCACUUGAAGAAUUUAUCAAAGGUGCCAAGAGCGAUCCUUCCAUUGUACGAUUGCUACAAUGUGAUCCAAGCAGUGCAAGUCAGUUCUAAAUGGACACUGUGUGGACAGUUGCAGUGGCUUGUCAUUCAAGCUUUGCUUGCUAUUGGAUGCCUUCUGAAUCAUUCCUCAGUCGUCUGCGAAUGUAAAUCCAUUGCCAGAUGAUGUGGUCUAUCAACGUGGAGACAGCAUUGCGCUUUCUGCAUAAACAUACGUUUUAACUUUGCUUUUUUCAAAUGAGUUUUUCAAAAGCUAAACUGGUUUAUAUAAUGAUAUAUUGAGUAAUUUAAAUUGUUUACAUCUAGAUAUGGAAAGCUUAUCUUACAUAUAUUGUAUCUGACGUUUUUGCAAUUCCCUCAGAUUAACACAGAGUGUUAAUAGAUUGUAUUAUGUGGUAGGAGAAGCAGUAAGCUUUUCUAACAUAGUGUAUCUUGGUUCAUUUAUAGUCUUACGUUUUUCCCCCAGAUCCUUUUUUUCUUAAGAGAUUAUUUGCCUGCAUGUAUCAUUCGAUAAAGUUUAUCCACUCUUUGUAUAAAUGUAUGUGUACAAGGUGAUAUAAAGUUAUAUGUAUUGAAUGCAGUAUUUCACCCUUUUUUCUAGCAUUUUGUUACUUUUUCAUUGAAGCUUGACUGGCGUAUGCUGUCUUUGUGAUGUUUAACCACUUGUGGAUCGCUGUCAGAGCCCUAGUCACUUGCUGCAUGUAAAGAAUAGAAGUUCUGUGGAUACUACUUCUGUUCAAUAAAAUAUUGAAUGUAAUGCUUUAGUUGUCCCAACAAAAAUGAACCCUUUUUAUAUAAUUUGUAUUUCAAAGCUAAAUGUUAUUGUAAUAUGUAAAGGGAUAGAAGAGGACGAUCUCACAACGGCACUCGCAGCUCAGCUGCAACAAGUGAGGAAGAGGGAGGCGGAAAGACUUGGAAUUAGCACUACAUGGUCUUUUGAGGAUAAAUUUGUUAUGCCCCUUUAUGUUUUCUGUUUUUGAUGUUUAUAUAACAUAUAUCUAUAUAAAAAUAUUGUGCAUUUCAGUGUUACUUGAUAUUAUUAUCGACCACCUGCUAAGAAACCAUGGAAAUAGUCCUUUUUGUCAGCAUCAAGCAUGUUUUGUUGAAUUAAAAUUGAAAUGAAUCCA